Leptopilina heterotoma is the source of this 6968-nucleotide messenger RNA. RefSeq lists its product as uncharacterized. The record is from RefSeq and is a predicted model, not a curated record. Lineage: Eukaryota; Metazoa; Arthropoda; Insecta; Hymenoptera; Figitidae. The transcript has 11 exons. Bases 401 to 4834 code for a protein of 1477 amino acids.
AGACAUUCAGUCUCGGUUUAGCGCUUAAAGUGUAUAGACGUGAACUUUGCCACACAGAAAUCAAAUGAAACCGAUUUGUUGAUUGAUGACAGAAAAUUUAUUAAAUCUCAACUAUUCUUUAGAUAGAAAUUAACUGAAACGUGAGAAUAUUUUAUUUUUUCCCGAAUACACUGAAUGGUUCUGAGUUUUUCUGUUCGGAACCGAAAGUUCGGAUAGCUUUAGUAAAAAAAAAGGAUAUUUUAGUUAAGCACGAGGUCGGAGAACCGCGAGUGAAUUCGAUUCGUCGAGAGUUUGUGUGAGUGUGUUUUUGUGGGGGGUGAGGGUGAGUUCCCCAGGGAAUAAUCUGAAAAAUUGAACGAAAAAGCGGGAUUGAUGAGAAAAGUGAUUGUAAUAUGAGAGGAUGAGUUGCUCGGUGAAGAUUUCGAGCGCCAGGAGUUGGAGUGGAUCGCAAAGGAAAAUAAAUUCAGUGGCUGAGGAGACAACGCAUCCUGUGAGUCCUGGAUCGGGAAAUUGUGGUCAUUUAAUUACUGCGGGAGGACAAAAGACAAUUUCACCACGACCGGUCAAGUCCAUAGCUGUUAAAAAGGGCGAGGACACUAGUAAACUACUAAAAUAUAUUGAUGACAAUGUUAUCGGCAAGAAUGGAAUCUUCUUCGGACCAUUUGGACGUAGAAAAGUUGUUUACUGCGAUUACACGGCAUCCGGAAGGUCACUGCAAUUUCUGGAGGAGUAUAUUACAAAAGAGGUCCUUCCAUUGUUGGGGGACACUCGAACAUCAACUUCGAUAUGCAGCUUGCAGUCCUCACUAUUCAGGCACGAGGCCAGAGACAUAGUUCGGCAUGCUGUCGGAGCCGGUGAGCAGGAUGCUGUCCUUUUCAUGGGUCAAGGCACUGCAGGUGCAUUGCGCACACUUUUACGCCAUCUUGAUCUCACAACACCUACCGUCGUCUUUGUCGGGCCCUUUGAACACCAUGGUAACUUGAGGCCCUGGCGAGAAUAUGGCGUUAAGAUAAUACGAAUAAAAGAGACUCGAGAGGGUUUCCUGGACCUAAAUGAUUUAGAGAGGAAAUUAGAGUCUGAGAGUAAAGAGAAUUCAACAGCACGAAUGGUGGGUUACUUUAGUGCUGCCAGUUGCAUAACAGGUGUUCUUGCUGAUGACGUUGCAACAACUUUACUUCUUCGUCAGCAUAAAGCACUCAGCAUUUGGGAUUACACCUCAGCUGCUCCGAACGUACGAAUGGAGAUGAAUCCUCAUCUCCCCGGGGUCGGUGAGACGGCAGUGCAUAAGGAUGCGAUUAUCUUCGCUGGCCAUAAAUUCAUCGGGGGUGUACAGUCGCCUGGAGUUCUCAUAGUCAAACGAUCUCUCCUAAGGGAGGAAUUUGAGGCAGAAGAUAUGCGCGAUUCACAUCGAUAUCUUCAUGAUCCGGAACUACGUGAGGAAAGUGGAACUGCCGGUGUUGUUGGCGCAAUUCGAUGCGGUCUCGCAUUGCAACUCAAGGAAAAUGUCACUCCACAAGCAAUUGCCGCGAGACAAGAUAAAAUUUCUCGACAAGUAUUGGCUCAUGUGAGAACAAUUCCGGAACUGAUUUUACUUGGAAGCACGUCGCAAAACGUUAAAAGGCUGCCUAUUUUUUCAUUCAUGGUCCGACAUCCACGUGGUACAUUUCUUCACCACAAUUUUGUUUGUGCCGUUUUAAAUGAUGUUUUCGGGGUGCAAGCACGUGGUGGAUGCGCUUGCGCGGGUCGAUAUGCUCACGACCUCAUGGGAAUAGAUGAAAAACUUGCCAAGGAAUAUGAAGCCGUUCUUCAAAGUGGUGGCGAUGACGUCAAGGAAGAAUCGAACGCUGAAGCUCUUCGACCUGGUUUCGCGCGAUUAUCCUUUCCCUACUUCAUGUCCGAGGCGGAAGUGGCAUUUGUCCUUGAAGCUUUAAAAAUGGUGGCGACCGAAGGCUGGAAACUAUUGCCACAAUAUGUUCUUAAUCCUGACACUGGUGAAUGGAGACAUCAUACCAAUAGCGUUUUCAAAGAACGAAAAUGGCUCGGUGCCAUAAGAUACACUGACGGAAGAAUGAAUGCAACCGAGAGACGUGUUUCCGGUUCUGGUAUAUUCCCACAGAGUCACAGCGAUUGCUUACAGACUGCUAGAAAUAUUUUCAAUAAGGCAAGAAAAAUGGCUCAGAGAUAUCCACUUCAAAUUGAUCAUUCUGUUAUUUUUGAUGAGAAAGCCGAGAGUCUACGUUGGUUUAUUUUACCCAAUGAGGCGCAGGAUCUGCUUCUUGGAAAUUCGCAGAAUGUCAAGCAACACGUUCCUUUCGAUCCAGCAAUGUACAAAAUCGUUGGUCAUCCAUUUUUCGACACCGCACCAAUAUCAUCAAAUUCAUACGUAUCGAAUGUUUUUGCCAUUAGGAGAUUAAACAGCGAUGUGCCACGAUCGGGAAAUCCGCCGAUUUCGCCAAUUUCAUUGAGGCAUCGAAGUCUCCCCGCUUUGCCGAGCGAUGGAAAAAAUGGCAAAUACAAAUUGAGAGUGAACGACGUCGACGAUGACGAUGGACAAAAAUCACCGGCCACUUGUCCCGGUUCACCAAUGCCGAGUGUUAGAUUCGCCGUCGGUGAAGUUGUCUCAUCAGGAGCAGUUGGAAUGCUCGGAACGACGCCAACAGUAGCGAGACUGAUAGCGAGCGAGCAAAAUUUAUGCCCUGGCACUGGUGACACUUUUGUCGCGAGAACCAGAUGCAAUUCCCUAGGUAGUAGCAGUCGAUGUCGAACAACAUCUGGCGGUACAACAUCACCGGUUCCAAUUCCUCUCAGUCCGCAAACACUCGCGAGUUUGGGAAUUGCGAAUAAUCGGGAAAAUUCACAAUCGCGAUUUCGUCACUGCAGUUGUAGUAGUCAAACGGAUUUGAAUGGAUCUUUCGAUUCGGAUGCUGCUAUUUCACCGAAUAGAUCGUCAUCGUCGCUUGGUCAUGUGCCAACAUUCUCGUGUUCGUUAUCAAUUGAUUCGGGGGUGAACGCUAAAAGUCACGGCCGAUCAUCGCCUUCGAAUGUCAGCCAAAGUUCGGAGGACGAUCUUCGCGCUUAUCUCAAGGAGGUGACGAAGGAACUCGCCACUGAAAUUAAAUCCGAAAUACGAGAAGUCAUCUCGAAAGUUGACGAUGUUCUCUCUGAGACGAACACUUGUGAAACGACACCGCAACAUCUAUCGAAACAACAACAACAACAACAGCAGCAGCAACAUGAUUCGUUUUCAGCAAGCGAUAUCGCUGAAUAUCUCAUGGAAUUCUCCAAGGAGAUGGCGAGUGAGGUCAAGUCCGAAAUUAGGUGUAUGGUCAACUCUGUCGAUGGACUUCACAGGUAUUCGCCAGACGACAGAUCAUCAUCGGAGUGUGCAUCUCCAGCGGAAAGGAGACGCAUGGUUCUGCCAACUUCUGCACGUCCACGAACUCCAGUGAUUCUGGGAAAACUCGGCGAACUCAGUCAACAGGACAGUAAAAUGUCCAGUGAGUGUUCAUCAGACGAGACUGUGAUAUACGUUGUAAAAUCGAGUGCAGGCGAUGGGGAGAAAAAUACAGACGAGGACGAUAUUGAUGACGAUGAGGAUCAUGAGGAGCAUAAUGAGCCUGAAAAAGCCUUGCCAAAAAUCUAUUCGGCAGUGAAUUCGGUCAGUUCACAAGACAGUGGAAUUAAUUUGUCAUUCCAUGAGAAUGACAAAUCUGGCGAAUCACCGGAAAUUGGUCGUAGCAGUAGUGCUGAAUCAAAUUCAAAUGGUUACUCGAGAAGACCACGUCUCACGAUAAAUACGGGAAUAAAUUUCUCCAAACAAACACGACUAACGAACGAUGAUUUAUCUGAGGAUGAGGAGGCGUUCCUCCUCUCGGAGAGUUCCGGUCAAGAGGGCGAGGAAGAUUCAAAAACAGAAAAUGGAAUCAGCUCGGUACAAUUGUUGUGGCAUUGUCCACCGAAGAAUGUUUGGAAACCGGUGGUAGCUGCGAUGCAGGAAUUUGAAAUGAUUAAGGAUAACGAUAGGGUUUUGGUUUGUUUGUCAUUGGGUGGACGUAAUUCAUUGGCACUUGUUCAUACUCUUCAUCAAUAUCGAUUCUAUGUGCGCUCAAAGGGAAUCGAUUUUGGAAUUGGCGUUGCUGCUGUUGAUGACAGUCGACACGAUCCUCUUGAAUCAAUGUCAUAUCUCAAGGCACUGGACGUUCCGUAUUUUUAUGAGGAGGUUCAUUCGGGUGCUAAUCAGGAGGACGAUGACGAUUCUGGGUCGAAGGCGUCAGACAAUGGACCCUGCAGCUUUUGUGAUAAAUCGACACGCGCAAGACUCUAUUCCGUGGCGAAAAAACACAAUUACAAUGUUCUUGCACUCGGACAAAAUUUAGAUGAUCUCACCGAAGGUUUUCUUGCCUCCGUCUUCCAUAGUGGAAAAUUGCGAACGAUGAAGGCUCAUUAUAAUAUUCGCGAGCAGGACCUCAGGGUUAUCAGACCUUACGUUUACGUCAGCGACAAGGCGCUUCGACAAUUUUUCGACGGAAAGAAAUUACCACUUUUUCGUGAAGCCAGUAAUGAAGAAGCACUUCAGAAACGACAACGAAAUGAGGAACUGAUUACACGUCAUGAGCAAUCUUAUCCACGUUUGUAUUGGUCUCUACGUUCUGCAUUGAGACCAUUGAUAGCAGCUCGAGUUCAAAGUAGCGAUAAUCAACAACAAAUUAAUCAGGACAAGAAACGACAACAAUUCAAAAGAACGAGAACAAAUUCCUUCAAUUCUUCACCCAUUGUGAAUACAUCAAGAAGAUCUGAAGAUAGCGAGGAAACUGACGAUGAAGCCAUUGUAUAAAAAGAAAUUAAUUCAUCAUCUUCCAAAGAUCAAUCAUCAUAAUCAUAAUCAUCAUGAUCAUCCUCAUCUUCAUUAUCAUAAAGAGAAAAUUGAUUCUUCGGAAAUUAUUUUCCGCUUUACAGAAAUUAUCCGGUAAAGUAAUAUUUUUUUUUAUUUAUUAAUUUUUUGGAACAUCCGUUUUUGAAUUUAAUUCUUCGGAAAUUAAUACUUCCUGAUUUUUCUAUAGAUUUAUUGAUAAAAAAUCGAGUUCGAUAUAAAAAGAGAAACUUAGAAACUUUUGAGUAAAAAAAAGUAAUGUAAAAAAAUUAGUGUUUCUUUCGAAGAAUUAAAUUUUAAAAACUGAAUAAUUUUUAAAGAAUCUAAAUUAAAGAAUCAUUUUCAAUUGAUUUAAGAGAAAACAAAAUCUUUACUACAUGGCUGAGAAAAUUGACAAUACUUAUUUUUCAUUUGAAAAAUGAAAAAGAAAUGCGAGGCACGCACAAAAGCUCUCUCGAUACUCGCUUCACGCAUUUUUGAACUCGUCGUCGUCGUCCUCGCUACAUUCCGCUCCGUUAUGAGUCGAAAAAGUGAAGCCAUCAUAAAUUUUUAUAGAAGUACUUAAUUCACUCAUUUAUUAAUUCACUGAUAAUGGUUAAUUCAUUGAUGAUAAUAAUAAUAAUAAUCAUUUUUUCCGACUGAGUAAAAAUGAAAUUCGACCAGUGUCUUUUACAUUAUUAAAAAAUUAGUAAAAAAAAAGAAUUAUUGUGAUAAACUUUUACUAUUGAAGUGAUAUUAAUUUUUCUUAUUUGUGUCGUUUUAUUUUUAUUUUUUUUAUAGUUUUAUAAUCGUAUCUAAUUCAUAACAUGCUUUGAGAAAUUUCAAUUAUAAUUAUCAAUUUUUUUUCCAUAAGGAAAAUUAAUCAAUUGGCAAAAUUGAUGGCACAUGAUCUACUGUUUUAGAAAAGAUUUUUUUCUUCGUUUUUUUUAAAUAAACAAUGAAUCCUCAUUCCAUUGACUCAUCAAUAUUUUAUUUUUCGGUUCGUUCAAAGUAGACUGAGACACUUGAGGGUUUUUCUGACUGAAAUGUUGUACACUCAUUUUUUUACUGCAAAAAGUUCUUGAAUAAUUCGAAAAAUUGAAAGAAUUCAAAAAAUUUGUUAAUUUUUGAUUUGAAGACUUUUUUAAUUUGUAAAUCUUCUCUUAAUACUGAAUAAUUUAUUAAGAUGGAGAAAAAAAGAAAGAAUUGAGAAAAAAGGAAAUUUUUGAAUGUACAACAAUAGGAUUUUCAAUUUUUAAUUUAGAGUGCGGCUGGGAGUGUCGAUUGUAGCAAAACUCACGAAAUAAAAUUGACUGUUCUAUUAUUGGCGAAUAUAAAACUCGUGACCAAAUAUGAAACAACACAAAUUUACAAACUAUAUGCUUUCUCUACACUGCCGAUUAUACGGUAGACACUUAUUUUUCCUUGUAUACUUUCAAAAGAAAAAAAAAUAACAAAAAAACAAGUGAUCUUUUUUUCAUGAUAAAUUCAAUUGCGACACGUGUUCGAUAAAUUUCAAAGAGAUUCGAUAUUUUUAUACUCUCAAAUUAUAGCAAUACCGCAAAAUGAACAGAGUUUAUGCGGGAAAGAAUUUUAUCAAUCAAUCCUUUUUUUUCCACUGAAAAUAAAAAUCAAAUUUUGUACAUACUUAUUAUUGACUCAAAAAAAAAUGAGGGAUUGAUUGCAAAAAUUUUCUAUCCACUUCUGAUAAAAAUGUAUAAGGGAAAAUUGACUUUGCAAUUGUUGCACUGCCAUCAUACAUGAAAAAAAAACUGAAAUCAGAAAAAUAUUACCUGAAAAUUAUUAUCCUUUUAUACAGAAAAUAAUUAUUUCUCCCUAUUGUUAUAGUGAAUCGAACACGUUAGCAAAUUUUAUAUCAUAAAUGUAUGUGUAUGUUUGUAAAGUACGAUAAACAAAGUUUUUAUAUUUAUCUUAAUAUUACACUCUCAUGACGUUUACUCGAAAAUACACCAAAUUUUGUAAAAUGAGUUUAAUUCCCAAGAAAAAAAAUAGAAGGAAAGGAAAUUAAAUCCUUUUCAAACUUGAAAAAAAUAUCUCCGAUUCUAUACUUACUUGUUGAGAAAAAUCGAGAUUAACAAGAAUAAUACAUUGUUACACA